AUGGGCUUUGGGAUUGGAAUCCACAGCCUCGUGCUGCUAGCAUUAACCCUUGCUCCAGCCUCCCUUGCCAACCUCAUCCACACCGCCAGUCCGGUAGUUGACUUGAGAUACGCGAGAUAUCAGGAUGUUUAUAAGGACACUUAUGACAUCAAGAUAUUCAAAGGAAUUCGAUAUGCCGCGCCACCCAUAGGAAAGCUACGCUGGCAAGCCCCACAGCCCCCAUCAUACCGACUGGGCGCGUUUGGGUUCCUGUCGUCCGAGGAUGUACACAAAUAUGGCAAGACCAAUGCUGGUCUGCUUGACAUGCGGUUUGCACUUGAAUGGAUACAGGAGUAUAUUACCAAGUUCGGUGGAGACCCUUCCCGGGUAACUAUCGGGGGCGAGUCUUCAGGGGCCGGGGCUGUGAUGCUACAGGCUACGGCACAUGGAGGCAAGGACGAUGGAUUGUUCAAUAAUAUCAUCGCCGCGAGUCCCUAUACUGCGACACAAUUCAAGUAUAACGACGAGGUGCCGAACGGCGCACUGUCACGACUUUGCAGCACGAGCGGGUAUGCCAGUGGCAAUGUUUCCACAUCAGGUGCAUGGGGUACCUGGGCUUUUUUACCCGUCACAGAUGGAGAACUCAUUCAAGAACUUCCGUCAAAACAACUACCUGAGAAGAAAGUCGGCGGCAAGCGUAUGAUGAAUAACGCCAACGACGGUGUCCCUCUCAGUCCUCCAACUACAAACACCACUGCCGCCUUUAUGCAAUACCUCAAAUCAACAUUUCCCGACUUCACGCCCUCAGAUUUCGCCGAACUCCUCUCGAUAUACAAAGUGGCUUCAUCAUCUCCCGAAUCAACCGGCCCUCCUUACGACACCCUCGGAAACCGUGACCCAACAGCCCUCAACCAAUCCGAAUUCGCAACAGGCCUCCAACAAACCGCCUUCAACAUCUUCGCAGAAAGCGAUCGAAGAUCAAGGGAAAAAAGCUGGAAGUACCAGUACUCAGUGACACCAGCAUACCACGGCGCGGAUCUAACAGCCUACUUCUCAGUUGGAGCAUCCGUGCCAAAUACCAACUUCAGAGACGUGUUCCAACGCAUGCUGGGAAACUUCAUCAUAAACGAUACACCAGUGAUAUCUAUUGCCGACGGUAAAGGUGGGAUGGCUAAUGCUACCGUUCCCGAGGGAACGAAUGGCGAUAUAGAUUAG
Messenger RNA from Penicillium subrubescens, 1194 nucleotides. RefSeq names its product CAZyme family CE10. NCBI's taxonomy places the organism in Eukaryota, Fungi, Ascomycota, Eurotiomycetes, Eurotiales, Aspergillaceae. The record is from RefSeq and is a predicted model, not a curated record. Bases 1 to 1194 code for a protein of 397 amino acids. The transcript is spliced from 7 exons.